GGGCGGGGUUGCGCCAUUUUGAAUGUGGACAGUGGAGUGUGGGAGGAAAAGGCAGGAGGAGAGUUUGUGCUGCUUCACAGGGACUUCAGCUGGAGACGUGCAGAGACAAAUAAAGCGGCUAGAAAAAAACAAAACCCCCCGAUUUGUUAACAAGCAAAGGUUUGAUUUGAUCUGCAGUAACUGCUGGGGAAAGUUAUCAGGAAGCGCCGCGGAGAUUCUCUCUCGCCAUGGCAGGUGCCGGAGGCGGGGGCAACGACAUGCAGUGGUGUUUCUCGCAGGUCAAAGGAGCGAUCGAUGAUGACGUAGCUGAAGCUGAUAUCAUCUCCACCGUGGAGUUCAACCACUCAGGGGAGCUGUUAGCCACGGGAGACAAAGGCGGACGUGUCGUCAUCUUCCAGCAAAACACUGAGAACAAGGCGCAGUGCCGCAGCGACUACAACGUUUACAGCACGUUCCAGAGCCACGAGCCCGAGUUCGACUACCUGAAGAGUCUGGAGAUCGAGGAGAAGAUCAACAAGAUCCGCUGGCUGCCGCAGAAGAACGCAGCGCAGUUUCUGCUGUCCACAAACGAUAAAACUAUAAAGUUGUGGAAAAUAAGUGAACGCGACAAGAGACCAGAGGGCUACAAUCUGAAAGAGGAGGAUGGGCGGUGCAGAGAUUCAUCCACUAUCACUUCUCUACGGGUGCCCGUGUUCAAGCCCAUGGACCUGAUGGUGGAGGCGAGCCCUCGGCGUGUGUUCGCCAACGCUCACACUUACCACAUCAACUCCAUCUCCGUAAACAGCGACAACGAGACGUACCUGUCCGCUGACGACCUCCGCAUCAACCUGUGGCACCUGGAGAUCACCGACCGCAGCUUCAACAUCGUGGACAUCAAGCCAGCCAACAUGGAGGAGCUGACGGAGGUGAUCACGGCGGCCGAGUUCCACCCGCACCAGUGCAACACCUUCGUCUACAGCAGCAGCAAAGGCACCAUCCGGAUGUGUGACAUGCGCGCCUCCGCCCUCUGUGACAAACACUCCAAACUGUUCGAGGAGCCAGAAGACCCCAGCAACCGCUCUUUCUUCUCAGAAAUCAUCUCUUCCAUCUCGGACGUGAAGUUCAGCCACAGCGGUCGCUACAUGAUGACCCGAGAUUACCUGUCCAUCAAGAUCUGGGACCUGAACAUGGAGAGCCGGCCAGUGGAGACCUAUCAGGUGCACGAAUACCUCAGGAGUAAGUUGUGCUCGCUCUACGAAAACGAUUGCAUCUUCGACAAGUUCGAGUGCUGCUGGAGCGGGAAUGACAGCGUGGUGAUGACGGGCUCUUACAACAACUUCUUCCGCAUGCUGGAGCGCACACAGAGGCGAGACGUCACACUCGAGGCAUGCCGUGAGAGCUGCAAGCCCCGGCAGCUGCUGAAGCCUCGGCGCGUGUGCGCAGGCGGGAAGAGGAAGAAGGACGAGAUCAGCGUGGACAGCCUGGACUUCAACAAGAAGAUCCUGCACACGGCCUGGCACCCGCACUCCAACAUCAUCGCCGUGGCAACCACCAACAACCUCUACAUCUUCCAGGAGAAGGGCAACUAGGAGCGACCAACCUCUCACACCUCCGUCUGCGUGCGUGCGUGCGUGUGUGUGCGUGCCUGCGUGUUUGUGUGGAGAAAAAAGUUCAAGAGGAACUAGAGAAAAUAGUUUUCGUGACAACCAUCACCACUACUGUCAUCAUCUGUAUGAUCCCCUUCAGGGCGGGGCUCGGUCACUCGGUACCGAGCCAGCCGUGACGCACGCCGUCCUCUCUGGGUACCCACAAUCCUCUUCUCUUAUCCAUCAGGCCUGGUUACAGGGCCACGUUGGCCACAGGAUCUUGUAAUGUCAGUCAUAGUUUUUUUAUUUUUUUUUAUUUUUUAUUUUUGUAAUUGUCGAAACUUCAAACUCCGAAUGUGCUGAUGAUCAGUUACGCAAUACAACGCAAUAUUUGCAUACGUUAUUGUCAUUAUUACAUUAUUAACAUGUACAUUUCAAACCCGAUUGAGAAAUUCCGUAAUUCUGUGCACCCGACGAGGAUUCCAGCCGCCUCCGAUUGUGUUGUAAUAAAAAUAUUUGGGAUCGGCACAUUCCUAAUUUGAACCCCCGACUCCGGUAUACUUUACACCUCAGCUCUUUUUGUGCCAUUAAAGUUUUUUUUUGUUGUUGUUUUUUUAAUCUUCAGUGAAAUUGCCAAGUUGUUUAGGUUGUUUUAAUUCUGUUUAAAGAAUUUUUUUUGUCCUUUUUCUCAAUAAAUUCUCCUCAAUACUGUACUCAAA
This is a messenger RNA of Tachysurus fulvidraco (yellow catfish), 2284 nucleotides long. It is a transcript of the gene ppp2r2ab, whose product is annotated as protein phosphatase 2, regulatory subunit B, alpha b. Gene Ontology annotation, biological process: peptidyl-serine dephosphorylation. Bases 228 to 1568 code for a protein of 446 amino acids. NCBI's taxonomy places the organism in Eukaryota, Metazoa, Chordata, Actinopteri, Siluriformes, Bagridae. Gene Ontology annotation, molecular function: protein binding; protein phosphatase regulator activity. The transcript is spliced from 10 exons. Gene Ontology annotation, cellular component: cytosol; protein phosphatase type 2A complex. The record is from RefSeq and is a predicted model, not a curated record.